AUGUGUCAAGAGAUUAGUGACCUGCGGGAAGGGCAAUUGCUUGCUUUGUGUUGGCAGCCCGGCGUCGGGGCUGUUAUUUACUUGUUUUUUGGUGCUGCCUCCGUUGAGGCAGCGGGCUCGGCGCCGCGCCCCGACGUGGAGAGCCCCGGGGGCGCGGGGCUGGAGGGGGUCACUCCGCCCCCGCGCAGGGAGCGCGCUCCGUGGAGCGGAGAAGAGGGGCCGACGGAGCUGCGGGGCCGCCCCUCGCCUCCUCCCCGCCUGCCCCACGGCCCGGCUGAGGCUGCGGGGCCGGGUCGGGACAGUGGAGCCCAACCCUGCGGCGCCGUGUCCUUCCCCCCACGCCACGGCUUGUUUCCACCCCGGCUCGACUCCCCCAAUUUGGGAAGGUUCGAGCAGCCCUUCCCAAGGGCCCGGGGGUCUCCUCUUGGCAUCACUGCCGGGAAUGGAGGGCCCGACGGCUCGCCCUGGGCACAAGAAAACCCCUUUUGCCUGGUGCAUCCCGUCGGGGGGGAGCGCUCCCCGGGGCGCGGGGCCGCCGCAGCCCGGUGGAGCCGGGAGGAGGGGAAGGCCGAGGCCCGGCUGCUUACCGGGGAUUUGGAGACCGGGCCCGCGGGCCACCAGGACGGCUCCCAGGAGCAAGGCGCGGCGGCCCCGAGCGCUGCAGCGCCCUGGGGCAGCCCCUCAGCCCCUCCGGCGGCCGGCGCUACGGAAGUUCGGGGAGACGAGGCUGCUCUGGAUCGGUUUUAUUCUGCAGGCGAGACCGCUUGCGGCCUUACAGCGGUGCGGGGGGCGCGGGCGGGAUGCCGGCCAGUGGCCCGGAGGACGGGCGACCUUUCCUCGCGGGGACACGGCGGGGACACGGGCACCGAAGGGCCGGGCCCCGCGUCUUCCCGCGGAGCAGCGGGCGAGGUGUCCGCGGGAGAACCGUCCCCGCGUGGGGAGAUUCGCCCCGAGGCAAUGAAAGCGGGACCCCCCCGGCCCCGCCGCCCCGGGCGGCCCCGGCGGGUGACGCGGGGUGCCCGCCCCGUCGGGCGCGGUGCGGGGCCGGGCGCGGUGCGGGAAGAGGUGAACCUGCUGCGGAACGCGGGGCAGGUGGAGAUCGGCCCCGAGAAGAGCCCGAGGAUGGGGAUGGGGUCCGCCGGGGGCUACCAGCAGGAUGAAUCGGGGAGGAGGAAUAGAGAGGAGAGGGCGGGAUGGGAAGGGGGCACCCGGGGGUCCCCGCAUGCCACCCUGCGCGGGGAGCAGCGACACAGGACCACGGGAGCUCCGAGCUGCUGCGGCCGCGCCUCGCUGCGCAUCCGCGGAGCGGGAGGGCCCGGGGACGGGGGGGGACAGGCCGGGGGACACAGGAAUGGGUCGGCAGCCACCCCCCCCGUCCCGCCUGGUCGCAGCGCAGGCGGCGGGGGCAGGAGCCUUGGAAGGAUGGCAGGGCGCUUUUUGAAGAUUUGGGGGGCCCUCUUCAGCCACCGCGGCCCUCAGUUAAUCAGCGCAGAUCUCCAAACCGGCCUCUCCGAGGGGACACCCACCGCGCCCGCCGCCCUCCCCCCGGGCCCCGGCGCGGCGGGACCGGCCCUAAUCCCUCAGCAAACAGCCCCGGAGUGUCCCCCCUCCUCCUUAUCUGCCUCCCCCCGCCCGGGUAAACAGCCCCUCCGGCCGGGCACAGCCGCGCGGGCCCCCGGCCGCGUACCCAACGCGCCUCGACGGCGGGGUCUGGGGGUCUGCGCCUCCGCCGUGGGCGCGGAGCUGCGGGCGGGACCACCCCCCCCGCUCCCCAUCGGGGCGGCUGCCGGCAGGGUUGGGGGCGACGGCUGGGAGCGACUCACCCGCGCUGGAGGUCGCCGCUCGGGGCUUCGCCGCCGCCCGCAGCUCUCCGCCGGGCCGCGCUUCCGGCGGCCGCCCCGUCGGCGCUGCGCGGUUGUGCGCGGUUGUGCGCGGUUGUGCGCGGAGCGGCGGGCGGGGCGCGCCCCACCGCGAUCCGCUCUCCAGGAUCUGUCGGAAGGCGGCCGCCGCCGGGGCUCCCCCGGCCUCUCCCCCCCCCCCCCCUCCCCGGCCCGCCGCCCCCACGGAGACCGGCGGGGGCCUCUGCUGCCGCCCCCCGCCCCCGUGGCUCCGCUCCCCGCUCCGCCGAGGUGGCUCCGCGCUGGCCCCGCACCGGCGGCGCAGCCGGGGCUGACCCGCCCGAGCCCCAGCGCCGAGCGCGGAGCGCGGAGCUGGGCCGGCCCCGCCGGGGCUCAGCCCGGGCCCGCGGGGGUGUGA
Messenger RNA from Cinclus cinclus, 2256 nucleotides. RefSeq names its product collagen alpha-1(I) chain-like. Bases 1 to 2256 code for a protein of 751 amino acids. The record is from RefSeq and is a predicted model, not a curated record. The transcript has 9 exons. NCBI's taxonomy places the organism in Eukaryota, Metazoa, Chordata, Aves, Passeriformes, Cinclidae.